Candidula unifasciata is the source of this 1620-nucleotide messenger RNA. Lineage: Eukaryota; Metazoa; Mollusca; Gastropoda; Stylommatophora; Geomitridae. The record is from the annotation of a GenBank genome assembly.
AUGUCGUCCUAUGUUGCCGUCAAUGAGCCAUUGCUAGACUUUGCCAAGGGAAGCAAGGAGGCUGCAGAGCUAGAACAAGUUCUGAAGGAGUAUGAAGGAAAGACAGUCGAUGUGCCUAUUGUUAUUGGAGACGAGGAGAUACGAACCCCAAAUGUCCGAAAACAAGUGGCGCCAUUUGAUCAUCAAAGAGUUGUUGCGACUUUUUAUUACGCAACACCGGAGAUCAUCAAGAAGGCCAUCGCAACAAGUUUAAAAGCUCGCACAGAAUGGGAAAAGCGCCCCCUGAAAGAACGUUGCGACAUCUUCCUGCGUGCCGCCGACUUGAUUUCAAAGAAAUAUCGAAUGAGUGUGAUUGCUACAACCAUGCUUGGACAGGCAAAGAAUGUGUACCAGGCAGAAGUUGAUGCUGCUGCAGAGUUGAUAGAUUUCCUGAGAUUUGAUGCUAUGUUUGCCCAGAAUACAACGUCUUACCAGCCAUUAAGUCCCACACCAAGUGUUACAGUCAACAGUCUUAGCUAUAGAGGUCUUGAGGGCUUUUGGGCAGCCAUUUGUCCGUUCAACUUUACCGCCAUUGGUGGACAUUUGCCAGUGGCACCAGCAAUGAUGGGAAAUGUUUCACUGUGGAAGCCAUCAGACACCUCAGUACUGUCAAAUUAUACAGUGUUCAAGAUUUACAGAGAAGCUGGCCUUCCAGCUGGGGUCAUCAACUUUGUGCCCGCAGAUGGACCUGUGUUUGGGGAUGCUUGCUUGACCUCUCCUGACUUUGCAGGGUUGAACUUUACAGGAAGUGUUGUAACAUUUAAGAAACUUUGGAAACAGAUUGCUGAAAACCUGGACACUUACAGAAAUUACCCAAGGAUCAUUGGAGAAUGUGGAGGAAAAAACAUGCACUUUGUUCAUCCGUCUGCUCAUGUGGAGUCUGUAGUGAAUGGGACCAUUCGUUCUGCUUUUGAGUACAAUGGGCAGAAGUGCUCAGCGUGUUCCAGGAUGUAUGUUCCACAGUCGUUAUGGCCGAGGAUUAAGUCAGGGCUGCUUGGUGUUUUAAAGGAAGUGAAAAUGGGCUCUCCAUUGGAUAGAGAAUCUUUUGUUACGGCAGUUAUUGAUGAAAAGGCAUUUUUAAGAAUCAAAAGUUACAUAGACCAUGCCAGGUCAAGUCCGGAGUUGACAAUUAUCGCUGGUGGGAAAUGUGAUGACAGCAAGGGUUAUUUUAUUCAACCAACUGUGAUAGAGACGACCAACCCCAGAGACAUGUUAAUGCAGGAGGAAAUUUUUGGUCCAGUCCUUACGGUUUAUGCAUAUCCUGAUGCAAAACUAGAUGAUGCCAUUGAGCUGGCACAGACGACGUCUCCUUAUGCUCUCACAGGUGCCAUCUUUGUGGAAGACAAGGCUGCCAGAGAAAAACUGAUUGAUGCAUUCCGAUAUUGUGCUGGGAACUUCUACAUCAAUGACAAAAGUACAGGAUCUGUGGUGGGGCAACAGCCUUUUGGAGGUGCUCGCUUGUCAGGAACUAAUGACAAGGCUGGUGGCCCUCAUUACAUGGCCAGGUUUACAAGCCCACAGGCAACUAAAGAAACAUUUUCUCCAUUGACUAGCUGGCGUUAUCCCUCCAUGGAGAAAUAA